Messenger RNA from Entrophospora candida, 429 nucleotides. NCBI's taxonomy places the organism in Eukaryota, Fungi, Glomeromycota, Glomeromycetes, Entrophosporales, Entrophosporaceae. The record is from the annotation of a GenBank genome assembly.
AUGUAUUUCUUUCCAAAUAUAAAAAGAUCAAUCUCUGACAGAGCAAUUGAUUCUAUUAUUAUUACACAUCAACAUGCUGCUUUGAUAGCAUCUUGGAUAGAUGGAAAAAUAGUUACUGAGGAACAAAUACCAAAUAACAUUUUUCCAAUUUCAUACUAUUUCAGUUUUAUAUUUUCAUUAGGAGAAGGUAAAGUAUUAAGCGAGGCUAAAUUAAGCAGGGUUAGGAAAGAUUGUGUUGGGGAUGCUAUACAACUUCAUGAAAAACUCGGACCUUCUUUUGGAUUUUAUGAAUUAAAAAUAAUUGACGAUGCACAUGAAUGUGGUUCUAGUUAUGCAUCAGGUGGUUUACGUUAUGAAAAUAAAAUAAGAGAUAAGGGUAAUUAUUUUGGAGUAGACGAUUAUGAAGUUUUUCAAGUGUUAAAAAAAUAA